UUAGAUAAUUUGCAUUGUCGGUUGCAAACAAUUGGCGGGUUGUUCGCGUAGUUGCAUAACCAACAUUUAUAUGCUCCUCCCAUUCUAAUUGUGCAGUGUGUACCUAACCUUCAUUAACGUACAUCUUGUUUAUUGUUUGUGUUUACCGUUUUGGUAGAGUUAAAGGAAAGCGCACACGACAUACUAAUUGCGAUGGAGUUUUCGGGCAAGAAACAAAAAAGCGAAGAUUUGGAGGUGACAGGUGUUUCGAGGAGCGGUCGAGUCCGUAAGAAAUCGUCGAAGCUGAUGGACUUCGAGUCUCCAGAUGAUAUCGACAGAAGCUUCAAGAAGCAGACGGCGGGCACUCCGGUUACCACCGGCAAGACGAAGCAGCAAUCGGAGCCAGGAUUUACUUCGCCCAAAAAAGUCGAAGCCAACUUCGAUUAUGAGGAGAUGAUCGAUGAAGCCGCUUACAAGAAGGACUGCUCUCCGAGGAAGUUGAUGAUGGACGAUAAACUGGAUGAGGAGUAUGAUUACGAUAUUGGCAGUCAGGAGAGCGCGUCCGAUUACGAGAACGAGCACUUCGACGAGAUCCAUGCAGCGUCCAGCGAGAGCAUGGACGACUCUCAAAGCGAUUAUGACGAUGAGACGGGUUUCAGGCGUUUGGACGAUGGUGAUUCAUCGCAGCAGAGUCUCUAUUUAACUGAGAAGACGCAAAAGAAGCGAUUGGUUAUCAAGGAUGGAAAGAUUUUGAACAAAGGGGGGAAGGUGCAACGAAAGGACAAAGGUGUAACGCGCUACACGGCUUACAUGCUGUGGGCGCGCGACAUUCGAGCCGAUCUCGUCGCGGCAAAUCCAGAAUUGGAUUUCUCGCAAAUCUCGAAGCGACUCGGCGAACUCUGGUCCGUCGUUCCGUCCAGCACGAAAUGGAGCUGGCGACGACGCGCCAAACGCUUGAACGUAAAACAAUUUGCAGAAAUCGCGACGGCGCAGGAAAUCGGCGGCGGCAGCAGCAAGGGCGUGAAAGGGAUCGUCAUAAGAAGUGGCGGUGUAGGGACCAAAUUCAUCAACGCGAAGAGAAGCGUCGGCGGUAAGGGGGCUUUCAACUUUGGAUCUUCGCCACCGGGGAAUUCGCACGCUUCUCCGCCGAGUCCCAAAAUGUCGGUCGUCCUCAAAGCGAACGGAUUCAACCCGAUAGACGUCGCGGCGCAUCUGAAACUCUUGGGCGAGAGCCUUGCGAUCAUCGGGCACAGACUCAAAGAGCACGAGGGACAAAUCGCCGUGUCGGGAAGUCUGUCCGUUCUACUGGAUUCUCUACUCUGCGCUCUCGGCCCUCUUCUUUGUCUGACGCAACAAGUCCCCGAGCUCCAAGAGAACUGCUGCACCCCAGAGAAGCUGAACAGCAUACUGGACAACGUGGCGUUCAUCAUGCCUGGUCUCUAGUAUCCACUUUCAAAACUCACACCUUAAGCGUUUAAUUUUAAGUUUCGUCAAUUUUGAAGAAUCGUUAUUCAUGUAAUUAUUAAUUAAUUGUCUAUAUCUAGUUGGUGUCGUGCGAACAUCGAUGUAAACAAAUCAAUAUUUAACGGAAAUAUCAAGUAUAGGAAAAAAAAUUAUAUACGGCUCGCGCAGAUAAUGUAAAAUAUAAGAUAGACCUAAUCGGAAAUUUUUCGCUGCAGAAUAUAUAUAUAUAUUUACGUUCGGAAAGAUAAGUAUUA
Molecule: messenger RNA, 1697 nt
Organism: Nicrophorus vespilloides
Lineage: Eukaryota; Metazoa; Arthropoda; Insecta; Coleoptera; Silphidae
Product: HMG domain-containing protein 4
Exons: 6
Coding region: 193-1422 (409 amino acids)
Source: RefSeq, a predicted model, not a curated record